GAUAGUGACUGACGCGUCUGAUGUUUGAGUUGAAAGUAGUUGCCUCAUCGCGGCAGGCUGUGUGUGUGUGUGUGUGCAUGUUGGAAUUCAACACUACUGUGUUAGACACCACAGUGACACACAGAUAGGGGAGGGAAUGCCACCGUACAGGAAAUGUCACGAUGCACAUGUGGAAUGUGGCCCCGACUCUUCCUCAGACCAGAGGACACAUUUGUAGACGAGUGAUCGAGUGAGGCGCUUUGAACCUCAAGCAGAGAGAAAGCCGUCUCGUGUGGACAAACCUUUGGAAUAAAACAUGCUUUUGUACUUUCAGCACGCGUGGAACACUUAAAACGGGCCUUGAGAAGUUUUUUGAAGACUGUGUGUUCUUAGAGGGAGAGAACCUCAACGGGGUGGGGGGAGGGGGCUCAAGCCCUGAUCAAAGCACCCCAUCAUCUGACCCCGCCUCCUGGACCCGCCCUGCUGAGGUCACUUCGAAAAGCCGAAGAUCGGUGGAUUGCUGGACGUGACGAAACCCGUCUGUGGGAGGUGCUUCUGUUGUGGACCAUGUGCUUCUGCUGAGGUCUCAUCUACUGACACAAUGAGGCUGACGCCCAGCUCGCCUCGCCCCGUCCUGCCAGCCCUCCUGGCCCUCACCUUAGCCGCCUUCUUACCUCAGCUGUCCUCAGGAGCCACGCCGUUUCCCCAGGACCUGGAACCAAUCAGCAUCGUGGGCAGAGAGUCCUCAUACCUGUACCCCAGCUUCCAGGGACUCAUGUCGGACAAUGACACCGUUCGCCUGGGCCUGGACUUCCAGAGGAUGCUGAGGAUCAACCACAUGCUCUACAUCGCUGCCCGGGACCAUGUGUUUGCCAUCAAUCUUGCCACUUCCUCUGAGCAGAUAAUCCCUCAGCAGAAACUGACUUGGAAGACGAAGGACGUGGAGAAGUGCACCGUGAGAGGGAAGAACAGCGACGAGUGUUACAACUACAUCAAAGUGCUGGUGCCUCGCAAUGACGAAACGCUUUUCGCCUGCGGCACCAACGCCUUCAACCCCACCUGCCGUAACUAUAAGAUGGCGACUCUGGAGCAGGAAGGAGAGGAGGUGGUGGGACAAGCUCGGUGUCCCUUCGAGUCCCGCCAGUCCAACGUCGGCCUCUUUGCAGGUGGGGAUUUCUACUCUGCCACUAUGACAGACUUCUUGGCGAGCGACGCCGUGAUUUACCGAAGUCUGGGAGAAAGCAGUCCGGUCCUGCGUACGGUCAAGUACGACUCCAAAUGGCUGCGAGAGCCCCAUUUCCUCCACGCUAUCGAGUACGGGAACUACGUGUACUUCUUCUUCAGCGAGAUUGCGGUGGAGUACACCACUCUUGGCAAGGUGGUUUUCUCCAGAGUCGCACGCGUUUGUAAGAAUGACAACGGCGGUUCCCCGAGAGUGCUGGAACGCUACUGGACGUCGUUCCUCAAAGCCCGGCUGAACUGCUCUGUCCCGGGCGACUCCUUCUUCUAUUUUGAUGUUCUGCAGUCGCUGACAAACGUGCUGCAGAUCAACCACCGGCCGGCCGUGCUCGGCGUCUUCACCACGCAGGCGAACAGCAUCACCGGCUCGGCAGUCUGUGCUUUCUACAUGGACGACAUAGAGAAGGCCUUCAGUGGCAAAUUCAAAGAGCAGAAGAACAGCGAGUCCGCGUGGACGCCUGUUCCAGAGGAGCAGGUCCCUAAACCAAGGCCAGGAUGCUGCGCCGGCGAGGGCUCGGCGGCUGCCUACAAGUCGUCCACCACCUUCCCUGAUGACACCCUGACUUUCAUCAAGUCUUACCCUCUCAUGGACGAGUCCGUGCCCUCGGUCAACGACAGGCCCUACUUCACCCGUACCACCAGCAGAUUCAAGCUGACCCAGAUUGCGGUGGACACGUCCGCGGGGCCUUAUAAGAACUACACGGUGGUUUUUCUGGGCUCUGACAACGGCCACGUGCUGAAGAUCCUGGCCAGCACUGAGGGAGCCAACGCGUCCUUCAGCACCCAACUCCUGGAGGACAUCGACGUCUACAACCCUAACAAAUGCAACGUGCGGGGGGAGGACAGGAGGGUGCUGGGUCUCGAGCUGGAUCGGGAUCAUCAUGCCUUGUUCGUGGCGUUCUCGAGCUGCGUGAUCCGAGUGCCGCUGAGCCGUUGCUCCGACUACAGCACCUGCAAGAAGAGCUGUCUGUCUUCACGGGACCCAUACUGCAUUUGGCUCAAGUCUGGCAGCUGUGCCACAGUCUCACCUGGCUUCAAAGGAGGGUUUGAACAGGAUGUGGAGAACGGUUACCAUCAGCACCCCGAUACCUGCCACGAUGUCCUGGCGACCACUCGCAAGCAAAACACAGCCCUAGAUUCAGCGUAUGGGAAGACCACACCCACAAGCGCCAGCACAACCUAUCAUGGGGCGGCAUUCCCAAAGGAGGCAGGUGACCCUGAAAGAGGUACAGGUCCCGAUGGCCCUCCCCCCGUGGGGGAACAAGGGUCACCUGACUCGGAGCCAAUCAGUGUGGAGAUGGAGGGUGUGAGGCGACCACCAGAGCAGGAGAAGACCAAUCACAGUGUCCACUAUACUCUUCUGAUUGCUUGUGUUUUGGUGGCAUUUGUCCUCGGUGCCUUCCUCUCGGGCUUCCUGGUCUCCUGCUACUGUAAUCACACGGGCCACAAGACCAAGAAGUUGUCGAAAGAUCCAGAGGCCCCGAUCCCACACGCCCUGUCCCUCCGCAGUCUGGCCAAGCUCAAUGGCCUCCUGGACAGCCAGAGUAAGGACGACAAGCUGGAAGUGUCAUCACCAAAGAUCUACAACUCAUUCUUUGCCAGCAAGGAGCAUCACCCACCAAGGAGAAACGGCCAUCAUGGAAUGACAAUGGGAGACCUGGUCCAUCCCCACCAUCACCACCACCACCACCACCUCCAUCAUUCUUCAGACCUGUCUGGUCUGCCUACACCAGACUCGACACCAGAACUGCCCAUCAAGAGCAUGAAAGCCUUCAAGAACCAGUGGGAGAAGAACCAGAAUUGCAACAAUGCCAAGGAGCCAAAGUCCCACAACAUUGGCUCUAGGCCCACUUCAGCCCAGCUUCACCAGCAGGUCUUCCCAUAUACCCAUGGCCUGUCCAAUGGACAAGUUGGAGGUCACCUCCAUUCGGAAGAGCGCAAAAUCCAUAAUGUCGAUCGUGUGUUAUCUCAGCAACCGUACCCAGGUAAUUCUCAGAAGGUGAUGGAGGUAACCUCUCUGGAUGAGCUCUUGAAGCACAUCCACGAGGCAACUAGCAGCAAGAGCUCCCAGUUAAUGAGCCCAUCAGGUCUGAUGGCCAGUGGUGGUGGUGGUCAGCUAGCGUUCGCCAACCGCAUUCAACCUCAGAUUCCUGAGACAGAAUCAGCCCCCUACUACAGCUCAUCUACUUUACCCAGAGACAGCCUCACCCGACGCAUGGAUGUUCCUCCAGAUAUUCCCUCACACCACCAGUCCACAUUGGAGAGGAGGCACUCCUCCCAGAGGCAUUCGCUGAUUGCCGCAGCCAACAAGAUGCCCGGUGGAGGUGGAGUAGGUGUAGGAGGAAUGAUCCCUCGCCAGCACAGUUUCAGCCAACGAAAUGGUGGACCCCACCAGCCACCUCCCCUCCUGGCACGGAUGAACUCAACAGGCAGCGCCUGUGAGGUCCACUACCCCCUUAUUCCCAAUGGUUACCUGGCACGCCAGCACAGCUACAAUGGAGAGCAGCAGGAUGUCCCACACAGGGGUGCUAUUGUCCGCCGAGCCUCCUCUCUCAAACCUGAUGUCCCUCCCAAACCUCUGUUCAUACCCGCCACAUCCCCAGUCAGCCAACAGGGAAAGUUCAACUACUGAGGAGGUACACUCUUGGACUAGAGAGGAAGUCUCUUUCGUUGUGUCUUCUUAAAGGAGCUUCUCUUUGAAGAAAUGCAGUGAGUUUGAGGUUGCAGACCUUCACAAGAAAACACAACCAGUCGUGUGGCAGCCAGCGUCACUGUGGACAAAAGCCUCAACCAAACUUGUUUUUUCCCUGUUUUUUUUCUCCAGCGGAUAUCUUUGUACCAUAUUGGUAUUGCUCAGCUACUUGCUUAUUAUAGAACUGCUGACUCGGGUGACAUGAUGCCACCUCCUUAUAUUAGGCUGCCAAUGUCCUCAGUGUGGAUUUACAAUGCAACUUAGUUUUUGGACGCGUUGAUGUUGGAAAAACUUUACACAUCAGUCAUCUUGAAGACUUAAAAGCCAGAGGCUCCUGUGAUGCUUAGAUUCAUGCUUUUGCUUAACCUUUUCUGAUGUAGUGUUGGUAACCGGUCCCCACCCGACCCGCCCUCGAAUGUGUUUAUAUUAUGCAUGUGUGUGUAUAUACAUGUGUGUUUAUAUCCACAACGUAUAUGUAUACAUAUACAUAUGCAGUAUACGUAACCUGUGGUGAAAAGUCAGCAAUUUCCCCUGAAAGUAGUUAUGUCUUUGCCUUAUUAUACUCUUUCAUCUUUGGGCAUAUCAAACAGUCCCCUACACCGCCUAAAAAUAUCGCAGGAACACCAACUCACGCACUUCAUCAAUACAACCCAUUGUCAUUUGGCUAAUAACACUGAACCUAAUUUGCUCGUGUUGACAAGAGGAAAGGAAAUACUUCAACAAAGCAGCUGUCCUCGUCUUCUCUCUCUCUUUUCUUUUUCCCGUCCCAGCAGAUGUCAGGUGACACAGUCGGGUCCGUAAAAGUUCCUCGAAUGUUUCUACAAGAUUGGUGCUCCACAAAUCUCGUGGGUCCUCUGAAACGGAAACAAACAAAACUGUAUACCAGACCCAAAGAGGACGAGUCGAAAAUGCCGUGACAUCUGGCAUUAUGAGAAUGAACAUAAAACAUAGAACAGACUGCAGUGAUUAUAUUAUUAACUUUGUGGCUAUUGGUUGUAAAUAAAGGGAUAAUUACUAGCCAAAUUUUAACUGUAUGUGUAAAUGUGUGCCUUAUUUAAUAAUAGUGUGUGACAUGGGGGCAGGGGUUAAUGCAAGGGGCACAGAUGGCUACUAUGCUACAGUAUAUUGUAGGUGUUUGAUUUUCUAUGGUCGUCAGUAUGUGUCUUAUGGUAUCCUGUUGUGUAUCUGAAGAGUUUCAUUCCAGAAUGAGAUGUUUGCCACCUGUUCUGGUACACUGUGAGUGUGACUGUGAAACUCACUAAAGAAUCACAUCUUAUAUCAAGAUUAUAUUGAGCCUUUUCUUUUCAAAUUUUCCAAAUUUUCAUCUGUUAUUUUGAGAGAUAUGAAACACCAGAUAGAUAUAAAUAUAUUUAUAUAUUUUUCCCAAGAUGGAUACAAGUGUUUUGGAAUGAAACCCUUCAUUUCUCUUUGUUAUUUUGUUUGUUUAUGUUUUUACCCCACAAGUGUGAGCCUGCAGAUUGUCUUUUGUCUUUUUUUUUUUCUUUUUUUGAGUGUUUGGCACAGCCUGAAACUGCAGACAUUCGGGUUCAACUGCCUCCAUGUUGUGUCAUUUCCCACUGGGUGUCACUUUCCCUAUUGGUGCCAUUGUUAACCUUUGUUUUUCUUCUUCUAGCAGUAGCAUUAGCUCAUCUUUGAGUUACUAAAGGAGCAGUUCACAGUUCCUCUUAAGUUAUCGCCUACAGACCUGUAGCCAUUGUAGAAGUCAAUUUUGGAAGGAAUGUGACUUUGUUAAUGUUAAAUAUUUUUUGUAGUUCUUUUCGGGAGAAAAUGUUGAGAAAAAUAAGGUUUUACAUGAUAGUGUUUGGACUUCUGCAAUGGUUACUGCUGUAGAUUUUGACUUGCCUGCGUCACCAGGUGCCAACUUGAACAACAUAGCGAGCAAAUAAACGUUGUGAGCAGAGACAUCAAAGUAUCUGUUGGGGAAAUGUGUGGUGGAACCGUGACAAAGUGCAAUGAACUCUGAUACAGCAAGCAGAGAUUGUCUCUUGGAUCGAUGCAAUCGUGGUUCCCGGGAGGCCACGCUGUUGAACAUCUGUCGAGGGUUUCCCCUCAGGGAUGGUGAUGCCAGUCGGCUCUGCCUCAGAAAUAUCACAGCUUUGAGAAUCUCCGCCGUUGCACUUUUCAGCAGAGUCACUUUGGCCACGGUUGACUGGAACCGUGAUCAAUUCUGUGAACACAGCACUAAGCUAUUUACUGUAUCUGAAAGUGGUGUCUAUUGAUUGAAAUUUCCCCGAGCUCAUUUGACCCAAUAGAAACUUUACUAUUCAUACUCCAACUCCAGUAAAUAAAGGAAAAUACGUCUGACCACGUUUGUAGAAAGGAAAAAAUUUGGAUAUUAACAGUCAGCGGAGCAUUAAAUAGCUUUGGAACAACAGAUUUUCUCGGGUUGUGGCCAUAAUGUUUUAUAAGAGGAAUUGUGGCAGCUACAGUGUUUGAUGAGUGGAAGUGUUUUCUUUUUUUAAUCUGCCGGUGACAGAUUGUACGGGAGAAGGAGCGAUCUCGCCUCUAAAAGCUCUAUCAGUAUUUGAUUUGGUGUAAAUACAUUCUAUCUGGGUGGGGUCUCACUGAUUCAGUAUUAUGUUCUUAUUUUCUGUUUGAUUUCCAGGCUAUGCCUCUUGAAUUACUAUGAAUUUGGUCUGACAGAAUACCAUUGUAUGUCUCUUAUACUAGGAAUAAAAUGACAAUAUGA
Messenger RNA from Scatophagus argus, 6620 nucleotides. RefSeq names its product sema domain, transmembrane domain (TM), and cytoplasmic domain, (semaphorin) 6E (gene sema6cb). Bases 581 to 3850 code for a protein of 1089 amino acids. Gene Ontology annotation, biological process: neural crest cell migration; positive regulation of cell migration; negative regulation of axon extension involved in axon guidance. Lineage: Eukaryota; Metazoa; Chordata; Actinopteri; Scatophagidae. The record is from RefSeq and is a predicted model, not a curated record. The transcript has 20 exons. Gene Ontology annotation, molecular function: semaphorin receptor binding; chemorepellent activity.